UUGUGCUAUAUGCAUUUCUCUUUNCCCUCCGCUGUAAAUGUUUUUUUUCAGCGAUUGGUUGUUUGUGUUGAGGAUGGAAUUUUCAUUCACAAUAUUCGUGAUAUGCAAAUGCUUCACAAAGUGGAAGAGACUCCGCCGAACCGAAACGGUGUGUUGGCUUUGUCAGCCGCGGAGGACAAUUGUUACCUGGCCUAUCCCGGAUCACAUCGAGUCGGAACGGUGUUUAUAUUUGACGCGUUAAACUUUCAGAACGUGACCUCAAUUGCCGCCCAUGACGGUCUAUUGGCUGCACUCGCAUUCAAUUCAAGUGCUACCUUGUUGGCUACCGCGUCCGAAAAAGGUACCGUAAUUCGCGUGUUCUCCAUUCCCCAGGGCGACAAAAUUGUUGAGUUUCGUCGUGGUCUGACCAGGUCAGUUUCAAGUGCUCUAUUUGGUCAUAAGUUCACAUGGCUACUAACCACUGAAGGCCCGAUAGAGAUAGACGCAGUGUCGAAUCGGGCGGAGCUACCUAGGCAGCUUUUCUAUCACUCGGCUUGA
Echinostoma caproni is the source of this 537-nucleotide messenger RNA. NCBI's taxonomy places the organism in Eukaryota, Metazoa, Platyhelminthes, Trematoda, Plagiorchiida, Echinostomatidae. The record is from the annotation of a GenBank genome assembly.